AUGCCAACCACCAUCUUAACACCGCUCGGUGUUGUUGAACCCAUACAAUCUACCAAAACAUCACCCAUUGAGGUGAAAACCCUCGAAGUCGAACUUAGCACUGGUGAAAGCUCAGAUGCAUGCUCGCUUUCUAUUGGAGAUGGAAUCGCUUCUUACGCUGAAUCGACUUCAGGAGAGUCGAAGCUAGGAUCAAGUGGGUACGAUGACUUGGCUUGCAUUGUCGGCAUAGGCUGUCGCCUGCCUGGUGGUAUCCGUUCCCCCUCGGAUCUCUGGGACCUCCUUGCAGCCAAAAAGACGACCCAAGGACGAGUGCCUGCGGAAAGAUUCAACAUCGCCGGUUACUACCAUCCAGAUGGUAAGACGGCUGGUGCCAUGGACGCCGAUGGCGGCUACUUCCUUGAUGAGGACGUUCGGCAGUUCGAUAAUAGCGUCUUUGGUAUCAACAACCUCGAAGCAACUUACAUGGAUCCUCAACAGCGGAAGUUGCUGGAAGUGACGUACGAAUGCUUAGAGAGUGCUGGACUAUCUAUGGAGGACGUCUCAGGCACUGAUACAGCCGUCUAUAUUGGAAACUUCACCGUUGAUUAUCAAACGAUGCAAACAAGAGACCCAGACUACCUCCACCGGUAUAGCGCGACGGGUUCAGGGACUGCCAUAAUGGCUAACCGCAUAAGCCAUGUCUUCAACCUAACUGGGCCGAGUUUCACUCUUGACACAGCCUGCUCGUCGUCUAUCUAUGGCCUUCAUAACGCGGUUAUGGCACUUAGGAAUGGCGAUUGUAGUGCUGCUAUCGUGGCAGGAGCCAACCUCAUUACGUCUAUCGAGCAGCAUCUAGGCACUAUGAAGGGCGGGGUGCUCUCUCCCACAUCAACUUGUCAUACUUUUGACGCAUCCGCUGAUGGCUAUGGGCGAGGGGAAGCAGUUAAUGCUGUGUUUAUUAAGCCCCUGUCACGAGCAAUACGUGAUGGGGACAAUAUUCGCGCCAUCAUUCGGGGUACUGCUAUCAAUGCCAAUGGCCGGACCAACGGCAUUACGCAACCCAGUGCCCGUUUUCAAGAAGCUGUCAUUCGCAAAGCUUACGCCAACGCGAGAUUAAACAUGGCAGAGACUGAUUACGUGGAAUGCCAUGGAACCGGCACCGCUGUCGGGGACCCCGUCGAAGUUGAGGGCAUCGGUCGGUGUUUCUCGCCGCGUUAUGGUCCGCCGUUGAUGAUCGGCGCGAUUAAAACAAAUGUCGGCCACAGUGAAGCUGCAAGUGGCUUGUCGGCCGUGAUCAAGACGGUCCUGGCCUUUGAGAAAGGUCAAAUUCCACCUACAUAUGGAAUCACCAAACUAAACCCCAAGCUGCAACUUGAUAAGUACAACUUAAAGGUCGUCGAUGAACUAUCGGAAUGGCCACGGGAGUUACGGAGGGCCAGUAUCAACUCGUUUGGUUACGGCGGUGCCAACGCCCACGUGAUUCUUGAAGACCCGAAGAGCUUUCUCAAAAGCAGCAGUCAUAUCGGAUCAUUCGGAGAAUUAGACACAGCGACUGAAGAGCGAAACAGCCAGCAGCCUAAUGAUGUUUAUCUGCUUCUAGUUUCUGCUAGAUCCAAAUGGUCGUUGGAGAAACGCAUCGGCCAGGUGAACGAAUAUGUCACUGCUGCGUCUAAAACAAAUGAGCUGCCAUCAAUAGCGUUCACGUUGGGUGAGCGCCGGGCUCAUCUCAGCCACAGGGCCUUUAUCAUCGCUAAUCACGGCCACACUGAGGACGUUAUGGCGUCUGGCAAAGAUAAUGAUGCGCUACCAGUGGCAUUUGUAUUCACAGGGCAGGGCGCUCAGUAUCCCGGUAUGGGCAAAGAGCUCCUAAAGAAAGAGCCCGUAUUUCGAGAUUCAAUAAAAGAGCUCGACGCAGUGCUACAAGCGAUCCCCUGGCGUGAUCAGAGACCAUCCUGGACGCUGAAACAAACAAUCUUGGAUCCCCCUGAGACUAGCAUGAUCCACGAUGUCACACGCAGCCAACCUGUCUGCACGGCGAUUCAAAUUGCUCUUGUAGACCUUCUCGACUCUUGGGGGAUUCAAGCAGAGUCAGUCGUUGGCCACUCGUCCGGUGAAAUCGCCGCUGCCUAUGCAGCCGGCCACCUCAGUGCUGCACAGGCUAUUCAAGUAGCAUAUUUCAGGGGCGCUGCUGUUGCAAAGCUUGAAAACCAAGGUGCUAUGCUCGCAGCUGGUUUGACCCUUGAUGCGGCCCAUGAGUUGAUCCAAGAGUUGGGCUUGGCAGGCCGUGCUUGUGUUGCAUGUGUCAACGCACCCGAAAGUAUCACUCUCAGCGGUGAAUUCACCGCCAUAGAGUUAGUGAAGACAACACUGGAAAAACGUGGUGCGUUUUCUAGAACUUUGCAGACCGGCGGAAGAGCCUAUCACUCGCAUAUGAUGACGGAGGUGGGCGCACUGUACGAGAAGAUGCUCGAAAUCAUGUUCAGUGUCCAAAAGAAAGACUCCACACAUCCGUAUAAAGCCAAGAUGUAUUCAUCUGUAGGCCAUAACAAGGAUGAGUUGGCUGUGUUUGAUGCGGAUAGUGGCAGUAAAACUUGCACGGCUCGUUACUGGCGUCAGAACCUCGAGUCAACGGUGCAAUUCAGCGGUGCCCUCAGCAGUCUGACUGCGAACAGGAAGACGCAUCUCAUUGAGAUCGGUCCCCAUGCUGCUCUGAAAGGUCCAAUUGAAAUGAUCCGAAAAAUGACAGGCCAUCACUUUCGCUACUCGCCGAGUCUCUUACGCGACCAGGACUCUGACAAAUGCUGCAAGAAACUCGCGGGCGAUUUAUUCAUACAUGGGUACUCUCUCGAAUGGACCCAAAUUAACAGCAUUCCGGGUGGUUUCAAAACUCCUCUCUCUACGUUGCCUCCCUACCCGUGGGAUUACUCUGGGCCGGUUUUAUGGAGUGAGCCACGAGCCAGCAUUGAGCAGCGAAACCGUAAACAUCUGCGCCAUGAGCUUCUUGGAGUAUUGCACACAGCCGGCAACGAAAUCGAUUGGGCGUGGCGGAAUCUGCUUCAGCUAUCUGAGGUACCUUGGAUGCGUGAUCAUAAGCUUGAUUCCCAGAUUGUCUUCCCAGCCACUAGCUACCUAGGUCUCAUAAUAGAAGCGGUAUCUCAGGUGUGUGAUACAACUCCUUCGACUCCUGGCACGGCCUUCGAGUUUCAAAAUGUCAGUAUCGGCGCUGCUAUGGUGAUACCGGAGGAAACCAACAGUCAACUAGAGAUUCAUACUUCUUUAUCAGCGCAAAAACUUUCCACGGUCAAUCAAUCCACCAUUUGGUACGACUUUGCAGUAUCCUCAUGGGAUGAUGGCAAACCGACCUUGCAUUGCUCAGGCAGGAUUAGACUACUCGCCGGCGACAACCUUCAAGCCCCAUCUGACAUUGUGGCCGUCGAUGAUACACAAGGAUAUGAAUCAUGGCAUAUGCGGAAGUGGUACAGCAAGCUGGCAGAUGAAGGCCUUUGUUUUGGAGAAAAGUUUCAGUCGAUCACGGGUAUGAAAACGGAUGGCAACAGAAUACGGCCAGAGGCCAUCUCUACCACUAAAGUAUUCCAGAACGUCGGCGAGGAUUCAAAAGGUGGAACCAAAUACACCUUGCACCCUCUUGUCGCGGAUGCUCUACUCCAGGCCGGAAUUUUCGGUGGGACAGCCGGUGAUGUAAGAUCUCUUCGCGCAUACCUGCCUGUAUUCAUCGAGUCCUGCAGAAUCUACACGCCCAACGUUGGUGAAACUGAGGCUACCAUUCACUCACGGACUCGCACGACUGGAUUUGCUACUAAGCAGGUAGACGGUACCCUUAGAGGCGGUAUUAGUGGGGAAUGUCUUGUUGAUAUGAGGAAUGUUCGCUUGACUCUUUAUAAUGGAAAGACGUCUUCUGAUACCGCACUAUAUGCAGAGAGGGACUCAAUGAAGCGCCAGCCCUGCCUCGACAUACAAUGGAAACCUGACAUUAUACGAUUGCUCCCCGAAUCUGUCGAUGAAAUCCGGCAAUACAUUGAGCAAAAGGUUAACGCGAUGCCUGACGACUUGAGAGACCACCCCAGCAUGGCAGCCAUUGUCGCGCUUGUUGACCUCGCAAGCUUUAAGAAUCCUAAGAUGCGGGUCAUAGAACUUGCUCAAGACAGUCAAUGUCGAGUUAAGCGAUGGCUUGAAACCCUUGAGGCAGAAACGUCAUUUCCCCGUUGUCGAUCUUGGGCUGGGGGCCAGUUCGAUGCGAAUGGAGACCUUCAACACACGGGUGGAAAUGAUGGCUGUUUCGACACUCUCAUCAUUCCUGAGUUGUCUGCAUCGAUAUCCUACUUAGAGGAUGAGGUAACAUGGCUCAGUUCCAUCUUCAAAACCAGUCUAGGAGGAGUCGUGAUUACACGCAAAACAAGGACUAGCCUUGACAUCCUUCGGUCGUUAGGCUUCACAGCGAUGGAUGUUGGUCAAGAUGUAAUCUUGGCAGUACAACCUCCUCCUGUACAGAGCCUAUCAGGUCGAGAGGUUGUCCUUAUCACUCCAUUCGUGCCCAGCUUGUUGACCCAACAAUUGAGCCAGAGACUGGCCCAGCAUCUCAAUGAAAUACCUAUGUUUGAUAGGGAUAUCAAGAUAGCGACACUUGAAGAGUUGGAGAGCUCGGAUAUAUCUUCGACAUCCAUUUACAUUUCCUUUCUCGAGCUAGAAAACGAGUUCCUCGCUACCAUGAGCCCUGAAAAGAUGGACUUUCUGCGUCGAAUCACCGACAUCGCUAACGAUUUGGUUUGGUUGACCGGCGCAGGGAUGCUGAGCUCAUCACCAGAUCCGAACCUUACGCUCUCGCAAGGUCUCUCCAGAGCUCUUGUGCUCGAACAACCUUCGCUGCGAUUCACUGUGAUUGAUAUUGGAGACCUUGCAUCUAAGAACAGUAACUGUAUGAAGUCGUUUUCGUUGAAUUUGAUACAAGGUCUUGCCUCCGUAUCAGACAUGGAUGACAAAGAGUUCAUUGAGAAAGAUGGCAUCCUGUAUAUCAGCCGCUUCAUCGCAAAGAAUGAGUUCAACAGCCUGUUCCGUCGUCGCCUAGACAGCAAGGAACCCAUAGCCAAGCUCUCUCUUGAUAAAAUAGGCCCUGCACGCUUGGGUAUUGGUUCAGUUGGGCAGAUGGAUACGCUCCAUCUCGUUCAAGAAACUCAGCCCCUUUCCAAGCCCCCACCUGGAUUUGUCGAUAUCCGGACCAAGGCGGUAAGCUUGAACGCGAAGGACGUGUACACUGCCAGUGGCCGAGUAGAGACGCGCACGGGUACCGCUGCGAUCGAGUUCUCCGGGAUUGUAGUUGCUGUCGGUGACGAUGUGUCGCAUCUGAAGCCAGGAGAUCAUGCUGUGGUGCUGGCACCGAACCGGUUUGCCACCGUUGAGCGCGUGCCAGCCUGGGCAGCACAUAAGAUGCUGCCAUCCGAAGACUUUUGCGUCAUGCCAACACUCCCCGUGAUCUAUGGCACAGCACUGUAUGCGCUGCACGAUCGGGCUCAUUUGCGUGCUGGCGAGUCAAUCCUCAUUCACAGCGGUGCCGGCGCAUUUGGAAUGGCUACAAUCGCACUCGCCCAGCACAUUGGGGCAGUUGUGUAUACAACGGUGGGAUCAGCUGCGAAGAAGAACUACCUCAUGCGUGAGCUGGCUUUGCCGGCAGAUCAUAUUUUCAACUCCAGGGACUCGUCCUUUGUCGACGGUGUCCGAGCUGCCACGAAUGGCCGAGGUGUUGAUGUCAUUAUAAACUCUCUUGUGGGCGACCUCAUGCACGAUAGCUGGGAAUGCAUAGCCGACUUUGGCCGGUUCGUAGAGGUAGGGAAGAGGGAGCUCGUUGACGCUGGAAGGCUCAACAUGCGCGUCUUCCUACGCAACUGUACCUUUACAGCCUUUGACCUAACCGAAUUGUUCUUCCACGAGGACCAAUUUUAUAGAGAUAUUUGGAUUAAUAAAACGAAAGAAGCCCUGGAACUUUAUCGCAGUGGACAAGUGAAACCUGUCCCUAUUUCCACCUUUGAUAUUUCCAAGAUUUCACAGGCCUACCGGUUCUUUUCAGGGAGAGAUCGAAUUGGAAAAGUCGUUAUAUCUUUGGAAAACCCACAGAGUCUUAUCCCGGUCAUGCCAUCUCGAUACAGCACCAUCCUAAGCCCAGAGAAGACUUACCUUUUGAUUGGUUGUCUAGGCGGUCUUGGGCGCAGCCUAAGUCGAUGGAUGAUGAGCCGUGGCGCGAGAAACUUUGUCUUCCUCGGGCGGUCGGGCUGCGAUCGGCCUGAAGCACAGGAGCUGGUAUCUCGUCUUCAAGGCGCCGGUGCCAACGUUGAGGUUGUCCGUGGCGAUGUGUCCAACCAGGAAGAUGUUAAUGCCGCCGUUAAUGUAUGUGCCGGCCGACCUAUUGGUGGUGUUGUUCAAGCUGCUAUGGGUCUGAGUGAAGCUUUGUUUACACGCAUGUCCCAUGCGGCUUGGCACAAGGGUAUCCAACCCAAAUGGCGCGGCUCCUGGAAUCUCCACCGUGCCCUGGAACUUAACGGUCACGAUGCUGAUCUUGAUUUCUUCUUACUGACAUCAUCCGUGAGUGGUAGUGUUGGUACUGCUACUGAGAGCAACUACUGUGCGGCCAAUGGUUUCUUGGAUUCCUUUGCACGCUAUCGCCAGAGCCAAGGAAAGCCAGCUGUCUCCGUUGGGCUAGGCAUGAUCUCAGAAGUCGGUUAUCUGCAUGAGAAUCCCGACAUCGAGGCGUUACUGCUUCGCAAAGGCAUCCAGCCCUUGAACGAAGACGAGUUCUUACAAGUCAUUGAUAUGGCACUAGCAGCAGAGACCCGAGUCCCUCACAUUCUUACAGGCCUUGAACCCUUCGGCCUGCGUGAGCUCAUCAAGAAAGGCUUUGAGGUGGAAAAUGGCACAACGCAAGAUCCCAGAGCUGGAUUUCUAGCCGCCGAACUACUCGCCAGUCAAGAGACGAAUAACGGAUCUUCCGCCCCCGCCACAGAUAUGGCCAUGGCUUCUCCAUGGUUCAAGGCCCUGCGUUUAAAUUCAUCUGAGACGACCAGAGCACUGGCGUCAGAGGCAGAUGCGCCAACCCUACAUGAAGCCAUCUUGAGGUUAGCUCGAAAGCGCUUCUCGAAUUUGAUAUUGCUGCCGCAGGAUCAGAUAGACAACCACAAGGCACUGCCACAUUAUGGGGUGGAUAGCAUGAUAGCUGCCGAGUACCGAACGUGGUUCUGGUCUGUGUUCAAGGUCGACGUGCCGUUCUUGGAUAUAGCCAGUCCAAAGAAGUCCUUGGAUUCGUUUGCAACUUUCAUUGAAGAAAGGUUAUUUGAUGCUGGCUCUGGAGAGGACAACGUGUAA
This is a messenger RNA of Clonostachys solani, 7347 nucleotides long. The record is from the annotation of a GenBank genome assembly. Lineage: Eukaryota; Fungi; Ascomycota; Sordariomycetes; Hypocreales; Bionectriaceae.